Molecule: messenger RNA, 6198 nt
Organism: Triplophysa rosa
Lineage: Eukaryota; Metazoa; Chordata; Actinopteri; Cypriniformes; Nemacheilidae
Gene: lamb2l
Product: laminin, beta 2-like
Exons: 35
Coding region: 152-5662 (1836 amino acids)
Biological process (GO): substrate adhesion-dependent cell spreading; cell migration; basement membrane assembly
Cellular component (GO): laminin trimer
Molecular function (GO): extracellular matrix structural constituent
Source: RefSeq, a predicted model, not a curated record
AAAGGCCAGUUGUGCUUGUGAAGUUUUUUCUGUGCUUAACUUUGCACACUCAGACUCAUUUUUAUACACACUGGGUCUUCCCUGCACGGAGGGAUUUUAUCAACUUGGUUGCGUGUCUGGAUAUCAGCUGCUAAUGUGAUAACCGGUGAUAAUGACCAGAUAUUUGAGUAUCCUCAUUCUAGUUCUUCCAGUGGUGGCUCAGGAACUCCCCUCAGCCCCGCACGGCUGCAUGGACGGUAGCUGUUACCCGGCAACAGGGAAUCUUCUGAUUGGCCGAGCUAUUAACCUGACUGCAACCUCCACCUGUGGUCUGGAUGGACCUGACCAAUACUGCAUUGUCAGUCAUCUGCAGGAGUCAGAUAAAUGCUUUAUUUGUGACUCUAUGGAGCCAUACGACCCGUAUUAUCACAGAAACAGCCACCCGGUGGAGAACGUCAUCUACCAGAGAGACAGCAGAGGAGAUCUCACCUGGUGGCAGUCUGUGAAUGGUGAGGAGAAAGUCAGUAUCAGACUGAAUCUUGAGGCAGAGUUCCACUUUACUCAUCUCAUCAUGAAGUUUAAGACGUUUAGACCCGCUGCUAUGUUGAUUGAACGCUCUGCUGAUUUUGGCCUCACGUGGAGGCCAUAUCGCUACUUUGCCUACAAUUGCACCAAGACUUUCCCCAAAGUCCCCGCCCACUCCCUUCACUUUAUUGAUGAGGUCAUCUGUGAGGAGCGUUACUCUGACAUUGAGCCUUCUACUGAGGGAGAGGUCAUUUACAAAGUGCUUGAUCCGGCAAUCCAUGUCAAAGAUCCAUACAGUCUUGAGAUUCAAGAUUUGUUACGGAUCACUAACCUUCGGAUAAACUUCACUAAACUGCACACAUUGGGUGAUAACCUGCUGGACCGACGGCCUGACGUGCUGCAGAAAUAUUACUAUGCGCUGUAUGAGUUGGUGGUGCGGGGGAGCUGCUUCUGCUACGGUCACGCAUUAGAGUGUGCACCUGUACCUGGGGUCACCACCAGGGAUGCCGGAAUGAUUCACGGACGUUGCGUGUGUAAGCAUAACACAGUGGGAUUAAACUGUGAGCGUUGUCGAGAUUUUUACCAUGAUGCACCUUGGAGACCAGCAGAGACUGAUAAUGCACAUACCUGCAGGGAAUGCAACUGUAACGGUCACUCCAAUAAAUGUCAUUUUGACAUGGCUGUAUAUCUGGCUACGGGUAACGUCAGCGGAGGCGUGUGUGACAACUGUCUUCACAACACCAUGGGCCGCAACUGUGAGACAUGUAAACCUUUCUACUACCAGGAUCCAACUAGAGAUAUCAGAGACCUGGCAGCAUGUAUCCCCUGUGACUGCGACCCCGUGGGUUCUUUAGAGGGCGGAGUUUGUGACAGUCACACCGAUCUGGAUCUAGGGAUGAUUGGCGGUCAGUGUCGUUGUAAGCAGAACGUCAGGGGUCAGCGCUGUGACUACUGUAAAGAGGGACACUAUGGACUCAGCAUUAAUGACCCACUGGGAUGUCAGCCGUGUAACUGUGUCCCCCGGGGUAUCACAAUGACGGGAGCCCCGUGUGAUCAGAUCAGUGGGGACUGUUCCUGCAAGAGAUACGUGACUGGUCGCUACUGCAAUCAGUGUCUGCCUGAAUUCUGGGGACUGAGUAAUGAUCUGACUGGUUGCAGACCGUGUGACUGUGACUUCGGUGGAGCAACCAGCAACAGAUGCAUGAUGGACAUCGGUCAGUGUGACUGUCGGCCUCAUCUGAUUGGUCGACAGUGUGCCGAAGUGCAGCCAGGGUAUUUCUGUGCCUCUCUGGAUUAUUAUAAAUAUGAGGCAGAAGGAGCCAUCGGACGCUCCCCUGAUGACAUCACACUUCCAGGCAAGGUGAGGCCUCAGGCUGAGACCGACUGUGUGCAGCAUCUUAAUAAUCAGCUUAGAAGACAUCGCCGCCACCGGCGCAUUGCCACCACUCAGCAACAGAGGGCAGCACUGAGACGCAUCCGACAGCUGCAACAAACUCCCAGCGUGAGCACAGUGCACAGAGAGAGACAGCCCGGUCAAAUGGUCACAUGGACAGGGCCGGGCUUUGCUCGGGUUAAAGAUGGCGCUGGCCUUGAGUUUACCAUCAGUAACAUCCCUUACGCCAUGGAAUAUGACAUCAUGAUCCGAUACGAGCCAGAGUCUACAGAGGACUGGGAAGCAAUAGUGAGCGUCACGUCUCUGAAUCUGCCCACUAGUCUCCGCUGUGGAAACAUGCUGCCCACAGAGCAGUUGUACACAGUCACAAUGCCCCAUCACAGGAGGUAUAUUCAGAUGCCGAGGCCUUUCUGCUUUGAGCCAAACAACCACUAUGUGCUGUCCAUCCGUUUCCAGCGUCAUGGUGUCUCUCACCGACAUCUCACAGCCUUUAUACUCAUAGACUCUCUUGUGUUGGUACCCAAGUAUGAAGAGCUCCAAGGUUUCAAAGGAAAAGACGGCCCGGAUGAACUUCGGCGUAUGGAGAUGGAGCUGUACAUGUGUCUGGAUUCCUUCAUGACAAUGCCAAUGCCUGUGCUGGCCGAGCCUUGCACGAACCUCAUCUGCAGCAUCUCAGCUAUCAUUCACAACGGUGCCCUGGCAUGUGAGUGUGACCCUCAGGGUUCCCUGAGUACAGAAUGUAACAAAGUUGGAGGUCAAUGCCACUGUAAACCCAACGUUAUUGGCUGUAAAUGUGAUAAAUGUGCACCAGGGACAUUCGGAUUUGGGUCAUAUGGCUGCACUGUAUGUGACUGUCACUCACAAGGGUCUCUUGGACAUCAGUGUGACCCGGUGUCGGGCCAGUGUCCUUGUCAGCAUGGAGCGAUUGGGCGUCAGUGUUCGGUGUGCCGGCCGGGUCAGUGGGGAUUUCCCAACUGCAGGCCGUGCCAGUGUAAUGGACAUGCAGAGAGCUGUGACCUUGAAACAGGUGAAUGCUACGACUGCAGAGACAACACAUCAGGGCAGCUGUGUGACAGUUGUAUGAAUGGUUUCUAUGGAAACCCAUUAUUGGGUUCUGGCGAACACUGUCGACCCUGCCCGUGUCCAGGCCAUCCCGACAGUGGACACUCGAAUGGAUCAUCGUGUCAUGCAGAUUAUUCCUCCAACCAGAUCCUCUGUCACUGUAGUGAAGGAUAUGCAGGUCCACGCUGUGAUCAGUGCGGCCCUGGUUACUACGGUAACCCCGAGCAGCCCAGCGGGUUGUGCCGUCCGUGCCAGUGCAGCGGGAAUAUUGAUCCCCUGGACCCUGAGUCAUGUGAUCCACGCACCGGCCAAUGCCUCAAAUGCCUGUAUAACACAGGAGGCCAGUCCUGCUCUGUGUGUAAACCCGGUUACUAUGGAAACGCACUCGCCCAGGACUGCAGGCGCUGCACUUGUGUAACCGCGGGCACUUUAGAAGCGUACUGCACUGAUGGAGUGUGUCACUGUGAUAGUCGCACUGGCCAGUGUCCCUGCAAACCGAAUAUCAUGGGCCACAACUGCGACCAGUGCUCCCCCAACCACUGGAACUUCGGCUCAGAGGGCGGCUGUGAACCCUGCGGAUGCCCGCUUCCAAAUGCCCUCAGCACCCACUGCAACAUGUUCAGCGGUCAGUGUCAAUGUCAGAUGGGUUUUGGAGGGAGGCAGUGCAAUGAGUGCGAGAUGUUCCACUGGGGGGAUCCCAGAGUGCAAUGCGAGGAGUGUAAUUGCAACCCGCUGGGCUCAGAAAUGGCUCAGUGCAACCGCGUAACAGGAGUGUGUCAGUGUAAAGACGGAGCUGCUGGACGUCGCUGUGACACGUGUGCCCGUGGCUUUACCGGAACCUUCCCCAAAUGUGUUCCCUGCCACCCCUGCUUCAAUCUGUGGGAUGAUGCCGUGUGCCAGGUCCGCCGGGAUCUCACCCAUAUCAAGGAUGUUAUUGCCAAGAUUGUGGAGAAGGUCGAGGUGCCCGGCAUCAGCGACGCCCGCAUUCGGGAUUUGGAGAAGAAGCUGGAGCAUGUGCAGGAUCUGAUACGAGAUGGAGACAGAGAGGGAACCUUUAACUUAAUCAGCCAAACUAUCGAUGACUUGAGAGCUGAGAUAGCUUUCACCGAUGGCCGUUUGAUGGGUGUGAUUCAUGAGCUGAAUGUGACGGCAGAACACGACAAUGCUUUGAAACGUAAUCUAACAGCAUUGGAGGGAGAAUUGAAAGACUUGUAUAAUACACUUCAACAAAUGCACAAACAACUGGAGAACUACCUCACAGCUGGGUUGGAAGAGAAAUUUGAGAAUGUACGCAAGUAUUACCAGAGUUCACUGAAUUCAGAACUACGCUGUAAUGCGUCUGUAUAUGUACCCGAGAGUCCAGUAGAACAGUCUCAGGACACACGCAAUCGUACAGAAGACCUGCUGAAAGAGAACAAGGACAGCUUUCUGCGUACACUCGCUGCCAACAAUAAGUCCCUGUCUGAGCUGGACGGAAAAGCUCUUGAGAUGGAGCAAAAGGUCAAGCGCCUAAGCAACAAGGUUUGUGGUGGUCACGCCAAUACUAGUGCAAACAGCAGUUGUCCAGAUAGUCCAUGUGGUGGUGCUGGUUGCCGUGACAAUGAAGGUGCGCUAAAGUGCGGAGGAAGAGGAUGUAACGGCACCGUCGGUGCAUCAGUGGUGGCCCUGGACCACGCCGAUGAUAUUCGGACAAACCUGACCGCUGCUAAUGAAGAAUUACAAACAAUGCUUAAAAAGCUUCAAGACGUCACUGCACUCACCCAAAACGUGAAGAGGCAAGCAAAGAGCACUCUUGAUAAAGCUCAGACCAAGAAGGAACUCUUUGAGAACUCCAACAAGAAACUGAAAGAAUUCAUUCAGAAGAUCAGAGACUUUUUGAUGGAGGAGGGAGCUGAUCCAGAAAGCAUAGAAAAGGUGGCGCAGCAGGUUUUGGCCAUUACCCUUCCAGUCAACAGGACGGUGGUUAUCAACAUAGUCCAGCAGAUCAAAGACAACAUCGCCAACCUCACCAACGUGGAAGGCGUGUUCAACCAAACCUCAGAGCACCUGGCCAAAGUCAACGAUUUGCUUAAAAGAGCGCAUAACGCCAGUUCACGAGCAGAGAGAGUGGGUGACAAUAUAAAUAUAACUAAAGAGGCACUUGAAAGCGCUCAGGCAGCCAUAAAAAAAGCUGAGGAUGAAAUGAACGCAGCGCUGGAGAACCUGAACACUGCCCAGAACAUCACAACCACGGUUGACAACAAACUUUUACAUCUCAACAACAAUCAGAUGGAUGUUAUGAUGCGAUUGGCCAAUUUAUCCCAUGCAGUGGAGUUAUUGAAGAAUAAAACAGAGCAGAACAGAGAGAUGGCAAAAGAUGCUAAGGCGCAGUCAGUUAAUGCUACUCUAGAAGCAGCUGGACUUCAAGAGGAACUAACCAAUGCUGAGAAUCUGUAUAAUGACCUAAAGGAGAAGGUGGACUCUGUGGGUGGAGCAGAUGGAAAUGUUAACCAGAAAGCCACAGAUAUGAAAAAAGAGGCAGAGGAACUGCUCAAUAAAGCCACCAAGGGCAUGGAAACCCUUAAAAAACUGGAGAGAAAGUUACAGAGGAAUGAACAGAAGAUGCAGCAGCAACAGGACGAACUGGCAGAUCUGGAGAAAAAUGUUACAGAAAUCAGAGAAUCUAUCCGCAUUAAAGUCAUGAGCUACAACAACUGUCAGUAGAGAUACUGAACUACAGCCAAUCUGAAUUUACAAAUAGACUACCAAGAAUUAGUGACAAGAGUCCUGCAAAAAUGUCAAGUUUAAAAAUGACUUGCGGAAGUGAUUUAGAAUAUCCAAACUUUAAUAUAAAACACCAGUUUGUGGAAUUGGGCUAAUUGGGUAAUGUUCAGAUUGUUAUCUGAAAUGACGGUGUAUACUUUAUUAAGAAAUGUAAAUGAAGUUGUGGUAAACAGUUGCAUGUUUUUUACCAAUAUCUGAUUACUGCCAGUGACAAAAUGUUUAUUUUCAGGACUGAAACAUUUCAGCAUUUAGUAAUAAAAAAUAUCAUAUUGAUGACAAAUUUGGAAUGAAGCACUAGGUCGUGUUUUACCAAAUGAUUGCAGACGCAGACCUUUGCUGUAACCUACAGUAGCUAUUGCACAAAUGCAUAUGUUUACACAUUGUGCCUAUGCCCAUAUAAUGUUGAUCUAUAUUGAGUCAAAACAUAUGGAUGCAUUAAACACCUAUUAUAUCGAAUCGAAAAGAGGUUGUUUAAG